UAGUAAAUGUCCUAAUCAUGAAUAGUAAAGGUCAAGUUACUGUGUAAAUAGUAAGAGUCAAGUUACUGUGUAAAUAGUAAGAGUCGGUUUGUAACGUCUAUAUAAGAAGCAUUUGCUUCAUUAAUAAAAUAUACUCCAUCCCUCUCUCAACUCUCUUCUCUCAUUUACAAUAUAAACGCUUCCACCCCACAUUGGUAUCAGAGCUAGAUAAUUAAAUAAUUAUGGAAAACAAAUCAACUAUGACAAACAAUCCACAAGAACAGACUAUUUAUCAAGAAAAAGGAACUCAAACUGAACCAGAGACAAUAGAAGAAAUACUCAAAGCUAUUACUACACUUUCUAUGAAGGUGGAUAGUAUGGGAAAAGAGUUACAAAAUUUGAAAGCUAAUAGUCAGCAGCAUGACUAUAAAUAUGCGGAGCUACGUCGAUCGGAAGACGCUAAAAAUCCAGAGCUAGAAGGAGACGUUGGGAAACUCCCUAAAACCCAUAACAUUAACAUUACUAGUAUUGCAGGUACAAGUACAACAGCUAUGGAAAAAACUACAUCAAAAAAUACAAACUUAAACAGCUUGUUUACAAAACCAUUUAUUCCAAAAGCACAUAUAGUAGAUACCCCAGCACCGCAAACAUCCACAUAUGCAGCCAGCCUACACAAAGAAAAGAAAAUAUAUAACCAUAUAUCCCAAACUUACAUUGAAAACCUAUACAAAAUCCAAAACUUUUUAAAUCUUAAACCCAAAUCUACCACAACCACAGAAAAAACCCAGGAUUAUUUAACCCAAAAAUUUCAAGGCUAUAAUAAGUUAAUCGCACAACCUAAAACCAAUCCAAACCUAGUUAAAACUUGUUACAGUUAUGGAUUACUUAAUACCGUAUAUACAUAUGAUGGUACAGAGAUAAGUGGAAUCCCGGAGAUACACAAAGCCUUUUUGAUAUAUAAAAGAAUUACAAAAGGAAAUUUAUUUUUUAUAAAAUUUUAUACAGCACCAGCUGAGAUACUUUAUGAUGAGAUAAAACCAAUAAUCCAGAUAGUGAAAAUUGGAUUAACGCGAGAAAUGAUAAUACCGGAAGACAUAGGGCAACAGCCAGAGAUACCAAAAAUCGAGAUACCCAGUUUUUAUGCAAAUAAAAGAAUAAUUGGAUUAUCAACUAUCAUACAAGAAUUAGCUAACAAUUAUCUACAAGGAAAUGCUAUAUGGAGUUAUUAUUCAAGAGAUCACUUAAUGAUAUAUGCCAAUUCAAGAGAGAUAAGACAAACAGAUAUGGAGGAAGUCCAGAAAUGGAUUUUAUCUUUAUUAAAACCAGAAGCUACUCCAACAACUAGAGCACUAAAACAAGGAUUCAUCUCCGAAGAACUCAUGACAAGAUAUUGCAAGCUAAUUGGACACAAAUAUCCAGACCAUAUAUGUUCCAAGUGCAACCAAGGUGAUGACAUAAUCCCAGACGUACAACUGGAGUAAGCUGAGAAGAAGAAGAUAAAGAUAGACAUAAAAAUAUAUGUAAAUUAGUCAUAAUUAUUGUCGGCCACAUGUAAAAAAGUAAAGGCCAUUAAAUAAAGUAGAAAUAGUAUGUCGGCCAUUUGGCCAAAGUUUAUUUUGUUUUUUGUAAAAAAGUCGUAAAGUAAAUAGUGUCUUUUUUGUAUUUUGUAGAAAAAGUCGUGAUAGUUACUAUUUGGUUACUAUUCAUGAAUAGUAAAUGUCCUAAUCAUGAAUAGUAAAGGUCAAGUUACUGUGUAAAUAGUAAGAGUCAAGUUACUGUGUAAAUAGUAAGAGUCGGUUUGUAACGUCUAUAUAAGAAGCAUUUGCUUCAUUAAUAAAAUAUACUCCAUCCCUCUCUCAA
This is a messenger RNA of Solanum pennellii, 1839 nucleotides long. RefSeq lists its product as uncharacterized. The record is from RefSeq and is a predicted model, not a curated record. The coding region runs from base 222 to 1460 and encodes 412 amino acids. Lineage: Eukaryota; Viridiplantae; Streptophyta; Magnoliopsida; Solanales; Solanaceae. The transcript is spliced from 2 exons.